GUCCAAUCAGAGAGUGGAAUGCUAAUACUGGAGUGGAUGCAGGACGUGGGACGCUGAUGCUGAUGCUGGGGGACCCGCACAGUGAUGGAGCGGCGACGACGUUGAAAAGGAUGCAGUAAACACCCUUGUCAAUCCGUGAAGGGGUUUUCUUACGGACUCUCAGUGUAACAGAACCUUUGGAGAUGUAUGGCAGCGCGCGUGCCGUCAGCCACAUGGAGGGCAGCCCUGCUCGCUCCCCGCGGCUGCCCCGCUCUCCUCGGUUGGGUCACCGUCGAGCCAACAGUGGCAGUUCAAGUGGCAAGACCUUAUCCAUGGAGAACAUCCAGUCCCUCAAUGCUGCCUACGCAACAUCUGGCCCAAUGUACCUAAGUGACUAUGAAGCCAUCGGAUCCACUGCUACUUACCCUAAAGGCACCAUGACGCUCGGUCGGGCCACGAGUCGAGCGAUGUACGGCGGUCGGGUCACGGCCAUGGGCAGCACCCCUAAUAUCGCAACUGUGGGACUCCCACACGCUGACCUGCUGUCUUAUGGCGACCUGGGCUCACUGUCUAUGCUCCACCACCAGGGGACGCCGUCGGCCCUUCUGCGACAGGCGGUCAGGGGCGGUGGAGGUGAACUUUUGGAGCUCCAGGCGCAGCUACGGGACAUGCAGAGGGAAAAUGAGCUACUUCGGAGGGAGCUGGACCUGAAGGACAGCAAGCUGGGUUCUUCCACCAACAGCAUCAAGAGCUUCUGGAGCCCCGAGCUGAAGAAAGAACGCGUGAUGAGGAAAGAGGAGGCAGCGCGCACUUCAAUCCUUAAAGAACAGAUGCGGGUGACCCACGAGGAGAAUCAGCACCUGUUGGACGCCAGGAGGACAAAGCACCUCCAGUUGACCAUCCAGGCCCUGCAGGACGAGUUGAGGACUCAACGUGACCUCAACCAUCUUCUCCAGCAGGAGAGUGGGUCGCGGGCCAGUGGCGGUGAACACUUCACCACCAUCGAGCUGACCGAAGAGAACUUCCGUCGCCUCCAAGCCGAACAUGACCGUCAGGCCAAAGAGCUCUUCCUCUUGAGGAAGACGCUGGAAGAGAUGGAGCUGAGGAUCGAGACGCAGAAACAGACGCUGGGAGCCAGAGACGAGUCCAUAAAGAAGCUGUUGGAGAUGCUGCAGAGUAAAGGGCUUCCCCCAGCCUCAGGAAGAGCAUCAGAUGAAGAAGAGCAAGAGCGAGCUAGGCGUAUCGCAGAGGCCGAAAAUCAGCUGGGCCACCUAGAGGUGAUAUUAGACCAGAAGGAGAAGGAAAACAUCCAUCUGAGAGAGGAGCUUCAUCGGAGAAACCAGCAUCACCCAGACCCUGGAAAAACUAAAGCUCUUCAGACUAUCAUAGAGAUGAAGGACACCAAAGUCGCAUCCCUGGAACGCAACAUUCGGGACCUGGAGGAUGAGAUACAGAUGUUGAAGGCGAAUGGAUUGCUGAACACGGAGGAUCGAGAGGAGGAGAUCAAACAGAUGGAGGUCUACAAAAACCACUCCAAGUUCAUGAAGUCCAAGAUUGACCAGCUCAAGCAGGAGCUCUCAAAAAAAGAGUCUGAGCUUUUAGCUCUGCAAACAAAACUGGAAACUCUGAAUAAUCAGAAUUCAGACUGCAAACAGCACAUUGAAGUGCUCAAAGAGUCUCUCACUGCCAAAGAACAACGUGCUGCCAUCCUACAAACAGAGGUUAAAAAAAACCUUCAGGAGCAGCUGAGGGAUAAAUCUAAACACCAUUUUGGGAAUCACAGAGACAGGGUCAAGUCUCUCCCUUUGACGGACUCCAUCAAACACUCCAAAAUCUCAAUUAUGAACGGUUGGAUGCCCUCGUCCACGCUAGAGGAAGCCCUCUCUCAGAUUGAAAAGGAGCGAAUUAUCGAGCGCCUGAAAGAGCAAAGGGAGAGGGAAGACCGAGAGAGAAUGGAGGAGGUGGACUCUUAUAAAAAAGAGAAUAAAGACCUGAAAGAGAAGGUGAACUCUUUACAAGUGGAGCUAACAGAGAAAGAGUCGAGUCUCAUAGAUUUAAAAGAACAUGCCUCCUCGCUGGCCUCGUCAGGUCUCAAGAAAGACUCCAAACUCAAGUCCCUUGAGAUCGCAAUCGAGCAGAAGAAAGAGGAAUGCAGUAAACUGGAGACACAGUUACAGAAGCAAGCAGAGCAGCUGUUCAGUCAAAUGAACAAUCCCAAGGCUCAUGAAGUGGAGGUGCAGCAAAGCUCACGAGGGAACCCUGAGUAUGUGGACCGGGUUAAACUUCUGGAAAAGGAGGUGUCUUUCUACAAAGAAGAGUCCAGCAAAUCCCAGGCCGAGGUCGAGAGGUUACUGGAGAUUCUGAGAGAGGUGGAGACAGAGAAAAACGACAAGGAUAAGAAGAUCGCAGAACUGGAAAGUCCCCCUCCCACCGCUGCCCGCCCCGUGCCCCGCCCUGGUGGCAGAGCCCCCUCUGACCCUUCCCCCUCUGUGUCCGCUGCCCCCCAGCAGAUUGGGGGCAUGGUGUGGGACUUCCUGGGAAAUCUUGCGCCCAGGCAAACAAAGGAUCAAAAUAAAAAAGGCCCAGGCAUCAAGCUUGGUCCUCAGAUGGACAAGAAAGGCCCUGGGAAUAUCUUGCAAGAUCAACGCAAGGAUAAUCCAAUGGACAACCCAAAGAUGGAGGAGCUGAUGAAUGUUUUGGAGAAGACGAGGCAGGAGUUGGAAGCCACUAAGCAGCGUCUGUCCUCCACCCAACAGUCUCUGGCUGAGAGAGAUGGCCAUCUGACCAACCUCCGACAGGAGCGCAGAAAACAGCUCGAGGAAAUCUUGGAGAUGAAACAACAGGCUCUGCUUGCUGCUAUCAGUGAGAAGGAUGCUAACAUUGCUUUGCUAGAGCUGUCCUCCUCCAAUAAGAAGAAGACACAAGAGGAGGUGCUGGCCCUGAAACGAGAGAAAGACAGACUGAUGCAUCAGCUCAAACAGCAGACACAGAGCAGGAUGAAAUUGAUUGCCGACAACUACGAGGAUGACCAUUUUCACCCUCACGCUCCACCUCCCCACAUGCAACCUCCACCCCUUCAUCCUCAACCCCAACCCCAGCCGCCGUACACGCAGCCCCAACACCCCCACCAGCCCCCUUACCCACACGCACCCCAUCCCCAACACCCACAGCCCCCCCACCACCACCCUCAACACCCGCAGCACCCACAGCAGCCACCCCAGCCUCAAUACCCCCACCCGCAACACCCCCAGCACCCUCAACAGCCUGGCCCACACCAGCACCCACCUAGACCCCAACCACCCCACCCUCAACAUCCACAUCCCGGGGUCCCUCCGCAGCAGCACCCCCACGGACCUCCACCUCAGCAGGGCCCCCACCCUCAGCCAAUGCCACACCAACAGCAGCACCCCCAUCACCUCCCGCACCCCGGCCUGCAGGGCCCACACCCCCGACAUCCUCCACCACACCAUCGGGGUCCAGGCCGUGGACCACCUCAUCCCGGACACCGAUCUGCCCCAGACCAGGAUGAUGAAGAAGGAAUUUGGGCAUAACUAUUUCCAAACCAAAGCAAUGAUGUUGUUUUAUGGGACAAUUCGGUCACUAAAGGAGGAGCACAGCCAUGCCAUACAGAUGAAAUUCUACAUUGUUCACUUGGCCAGUCUUUACCUACAGUCAGAUGCAUUCUUUUGGAUGGGGCCCCACUUAUUUUCAUGCAUUAAGGAAAGAGGCGGAGCAUUAGUGUGAGUGGGAGGGCCAAAGCUGGAGAUGACCACCUGAGCAGUUUUUCAGAUGAUAAAAAAAUAUAUAUAUGGAGAGGAGGUCUGGACUGAACAGAAAAACAAUCACUUCCUGGUGCAGUUCUUUUUCUAAAGACAUUUGCCUUGAAGACUCUCCAAGCUCAGUCAACACUAGAUGAGAAACUGCAGCUGCUCCUUGUUGCCAUGGUUUCCACAUGCAACCAGUGCAUGCAUCCAACUGGCCCCACCCCUUCUCAGCAUUGCCUCGCCCACUCUCAUCUAGCUCCACCUCUUCAAUGAGGCAACAAGUCAGCCUGCGCACAUUCAAGCCUUGAUUCUGUCAGCCUUGUUCAUUUCUCCGUUUUUUUUUUGUUUGUUUUUUUUUGUUUUUUUUUUAUGUAAUCAAUGUAAAAUAAUGCCAUCCUAAUGAUUUCAUUUUUAACCAUUUCUUAUGAUCACAUCUGCAUAUGCAGUUUAAACCUUAAAGGGCAACUGUUGCCUGCCUUCGAUUCUUUAGGUUUUAUUAUAUGUGCUAUACAUACAUGUACUUCGGUUUGCGUAUACACAACGAUAUGCACACCUGUGCCACAUUUAGUCUUCAUCAUUGUUUUUUUAGUGUAUAUUGAACGUUAUAGAGGUAGUAUCUGUCACGUCUUUAGCGUUACCUCAGUUGAUCCUCAGAGGUAGUCUACUCUAUGCAGAGUUCGUUCGUCUCACAGAUUAUAACGCACUUAACAUACACCAUGCUAACCAGAAUUUGACCUUUCUUUUUGCUCGUGCUCCGCUCCAAUCCCCAAGCCUGGUCUGCAUGUGAGCUCUCUGUAAGCUCUCAUACACCUAUGCACCUCCAUCCCUUACAACAGGGAACAUUUCUAAUGGUGCUUCAACUGGUGCUCAGGCCCAAAAGAGAUGGAGACAGCCAUGGCUACGGUCAUUUUGGACAUCAGCUGAUCCGUCACACUCCCUGCAUCCAUGGCGCCAAGUUUUUUCGGAAGAAAAUUGAGAUGUUCUCCCAAGCUACUGCUGCAGGUUGUAGCAUUGAUGAAUUUGUUGACAAGGCCAGUCAAACCUGUGUGUCCCAUAAAGGGAAUGUCCUUCUCCUUUAACGAACCGCCCCACCAUGUAUUGGCAGAGCUACCGCCAAAUUCUCGUAACGUCUCAACAUGGUGGUGAGUGCCUAUUUAUAAAUAGAUAGUAGAUAUAUAGAUAGAGAAAUACUAGCUAAAUAAAGUGUGUCUACUGUGGUCAGACUAUUGUGUCAGAAUUCAAAGGAAACAUUUUUUUUUUGGUGUGUUUGAGUCGUGUGUGUUAUCAUUGUCUGUUUGGCCCUCACAGUGCUCUCAUUACAAGAUCUUGGCACUGGGGUCUAUGCAAAAAAAAGAACAGGAUGCAGGAUCUUCAGCUAGAAAAAGUGUUGUGUAGAAUAUUUUGCACCUCACAAAAAGAACAAAAGAUCAAACAGCAAUGAAAUCUGAAGUAAACUUUUGCAGUGCAGUGGACUGAAACUUACUUGAGGGUUAAAGAGAUAAUUAACCUUUAGUUGCUGUUCCCCACUGACUUCCAUAGUAUGGAAAGAAAAACACUACGCAAGUCAAUGGGGACCAGCAACUGAAGGUGAACUAUCCCUUUAAGCUCUGUUCACACUGAAAGCGAACUGUAGUUAAUUGUCAGUGGGUUUUGGUGACUUGAGGAUGUUGCAGCGCUGUCAUUGUGAAUGCGUCUAAAGGGAUAGUCCACCCAAAAAUAAAAAUUCUGUCAUCAUUUACUCACCCUAAUGUCGUUCCAAAUAUGUAUGACUGGCUUUCCUCUGUGGAACAAUUUUGGUUCCCAGUGACUUCCAUUGUAUGG
Messenger RNA from Cyprinus carpio (common carp), 5564 nucleotides. RefSeq names its product ERC protein 2-like. Gene Ontology annotation, biological process: neuromuscular synaptic transmission; maintenance of presynaptic active zone structure; regulation of synaptic plasticity. Gene Ontology annotation, cellular component: cytoskeleton of presynaptic active zone. Lineage: Eukaryota; Metazoa; Chordata; Actinopteri; Cypriniformes; Cyprinidae. The record is from RefSeq and is a predicted model, not a curated record. Gene Ontology annotation, molecular function: structural constituent of presynaptic active zone.